This is a messenger RNA of Stereum hirsutum FP-91666 SS1, 933 nucleotides long. RefSeq lists its product as uncharacterized. Gene Ontology annotation, molecular function: transferase activity, transferring alkyl or aryl (other than methyl) groups. Lineage: Eukaryota; Fungi; Basidiomycota; Agaricomycetes; Russulales; Stereaceae. Bases 1 to 933 code for a protein of 310 amino acids. Gene Ontology annotation, cellular component: membrane. The record is from RefSeq and is a predicted model, not a curated record. The transcript is spliced from 3 exons.
AUGUCUCUGCCCAGUCGCAUUCUGUACCAUGCGAACACUCUCUUCUUAUUCACAAGGGGGGACAUACGCACAACGAUCAUCCCAAUCACUAUGUUCGCCGCCGCCACCGCACCCGUUUCCUCUGUUUCAAAGCUACUCCAAGUCAUCUUCUGGAUCUGGAUCCACCUCCUACAGUUCAACCUUUCAAACCAGACCAAAGACAUAGAAGAGGAUCAACAGAACAAGCCGGAUCGCCCCAUACCCGCACAGAGGAUUUCAGUGAAAACCGCGGUAACACUUCGAUGGGUACUGGUCCCCAUCUGCUUCGCUUUAUCGGCGGCCUAUAGUUCGCUCGUGCUUGGAGCAAGUGCGUCCAUGGCCGUCCUGACAAUCAUCUACAAUGAACUCCGGCUCUCGGCUGGACACUUCAUCAUCCGUAACUUGCUUGUUGCAUUCGACCUCGCUGCCUUCGAGCUAGGAUCGACCUUGAUAGCCGACCCCUCUCGUCUCGACAGCACGAUGAAGUCAGCCAUCGUGCUCAGCACUCUCGCACUUUCUACGACUUAUCACGCACAAGAUUUCAGAGACGUUCACGGUGACCGCUUGAUAGGUCGCAAGACUCUUCCAAUAGUCUUCCCAUCCAUCGCUCGGCCAAGCGUCUCUUUCGGCAUUUUAUCUUGGACCUUGUAUUUAUGCAUUGCCUGGGAGCUCGACAUCUCCACCGCGGCUGUAUUCUCCCUUGUCGCGUGCAUUGUGAGCGGAAGGUUCGUCCUCUUUCGAGAGGUGAAGGAGGACAAGAUAUCCUUCCACUGGUACAACGUACAUCUAGUUUCUCAUCCUUGUCAUAUGCCUAUGGCUUACACACCAUUCAAAAUGCAGGCGUGGCUUUCGAUCAUGCAUAUCCUACCCGGAGUAUGGAGGCUGAAUGAGUUUAUGGGGCGUACGGUAGACUGA